Messenger RNA from Akanthomyces muscarius, 564 nucleotides. RefSeq lists its product as uncharacterized. The record is from RefSeq and is a predicted model, not a curated record. The transcript is spliced from 3 exons. Bases 1 to 564 code for a protein of 187 amino acids. NCBI's taxonomy places the organism in Eukaryota, Fungi, Ascomycota, Sordariomycetes, Hypocreales, Cordycipitaceae.
AUGAAGGGUUUCGUUGCUGCCGCAUCCACCCUGGCCCUCGCUGCGAGCGCCAACCCUCUUGCCCCGAGAGAAAACACCUGCGCGCAGGGCUCCAAGCCUCCGUACGGCGCCCUCACCAACAGCGCCUGCCCGUGCUGGAGCUGGUACAAGAUCCAGACGGGCGACGGCGACUGCGGCAAGGUGGCGAGCAAGUUUGGCGUCAGCCGCGCCGACAUCAUCAAGUGGAACCCAGACGUGAGCAAGACGCUGGACGGCACCUUUUACGACUGCAUCAACUUUUGGCCUCAGCAGCAGAUUUGCGUUGGUGUCACGCCUCCCAACCCCCUGCCCGCGGCUCCGUGCAACGCCGACGCUCCGUACCCCGUGGGCAAGGACACCGUCUGCGGCUGCAAGAAGUGGUACAAGAUUGUGAGCGGCGACGACUGCGGCCCCGUGGCGGGCAAGUUUGGCAUCUCGUCGGACCAGCUCAUCAAGUGGAACCCGUGGCUGUCGGCGGAUGUCGACGGCACUCACUACGCUUGCAUGAACAUGUGGCCUGGGGAUAACCUCUGUGUUGCCGCUUGA